This is a messenger RNA of Chelmon rostratus (copperband butterflyfish), 7763 nucleotides long. Its product is annotated as DNA (cytosine-5)-methyltransferase 3A-like. The coding region runs from base 291 to 2870 and encodes 859 amino acids. NCBI's taxonomy places the organism in Eukaryota, Metazoa, Chordata, Actinopteri, Chaetodontiformes, Chaetodontidae. Gene Ontology annotation, cellular component: nucleus; cytoplasm. Gene Ontology annotation, molecular function: methyltransferase activity. The record is from RefSeq and is a predicted model, not a curated record. The transcript is spliced from 24 exons. Gene Ontology annotation, biological process: negative regulation of DNA-templated transcription.
AGAAGACCCGGUCGAGCGCGAGGAGGGAGAGAGAGAGGGAGAGAGAGAGUGAGAGAGAGAGAGAGCUCGAGAGUGAACGAGAGGAGAGAGAGCGACGACCAUCAGGGUCCGUGUGCCUGAGGGACGGACGACACGGAGAGGGGGAGGACUGAGCGAGCGAGCGAUCGUCCGAACGACCCGCGGACAGAUUGAAUGACGCUGCACCUGGUGCUUCUGAGGGCCUUUCCCAUGUUUUGAUUUGCACCAUUUUUUUACUUUCUAAACUUGGUUUCACCGAGCCGCUCCCUGCCAUGCCGUCCAACAGUCCUGCUGCCGCCGAACCGCCCCAGACCCCUGAGAACGACACCGCCAACGAUGUGAGUGAAGAUGGAGCAGACCAGGACAGUCCAGAGGAGGGGACGCCAGCGAGCCCCCGCAACAAGCGCAGAGUGGGUCGUCCUGGCAGGAAACGCAAACAGCUGCUUCCUGAGAUGGCGACCUCUGACCCCUGCGCAAACGCCCCCCCAACUCCGCCUGAGGAGCCGGAGCCCUCCCCCUCCCCUCGCAAGAGGCGUGGGCGUCGGAAACUAGACCAAACGGCAAAGAAUAAGGACGAGCCAGACGACAGAAACUGCGACUCCCCCAGAGAGGGCGAGACUGGGAGGCUGCGGAGGAGGCCAGUCCCCAGAGUGACUUUCCAGGCUGGAGAUCCGUACUACAUCAGCAGGAGACAGAGGGAAGAAUGGCUCAGCCGCUGGAAGAUGGAGGCAGAGCGGCGGGCGUACAGAGAGGCAGAGAUGAACAUGAUGGACGACCUAUCAGAGGGAGACUCUCCUAAAGAUGAGGAGCCAGCCAGCCCAGCCCCUCCCCCUUCACAACAACACACAGACCCCGCCUCCCCAACAGUCGCCGUGACACCGGAGCCGGUUGCCAGGGGAGAACAGGCCACACCCAGGGAGAUGGAGUACCAGGACGGCAGGGGUUUUGGCAUCGGCACGCUGGUGUUUGGGAAGCUGCGAGGCUUCUCCUGGUGGCCCGGCCGGAUCGUUUCCUGGUGGAUGAGCGGCCGAAGUCGAGCUGCAGAUGGCACCCGCUGGGUGAUGUGGUUUGGAGACGGCAAGUUCUCUGUGCAGAGACACAUCAGAUGCUCAGAAAGGGGAUCCAAAGUCCUCCCACAACGAGUUUGUGUGGAGAAGCUGAUGCCUCUGAGCUCUUUCUCAUCUGCCUUCCACCAGCCCACCUACAACAAACAGUCCAUGUACCGGAAAGCCAUCUUUGAGGCUCUGCAGGUCGCCAGCGUACGGGCGGGGAGGCCAGUUCCUUCCUGUGAUGCGAGCGAUGACGCAGACGGGGUGGAGAUUCAAACCACUCAGAUGAUCGAAUGGGCCAUGACCGGCUUUCUACCCAGUGGUCCGCAAUCACUGGACCCUCCAGAGGGCGAGCAGAAUCCAUAUAAGGAAGUGUACCCGGAGAUGUGGGCCGAACCUGAGGCGGCGUACACGCCUCCACCUGCCAAGAAACCGCGCAAGAACGCAGCUGAAAAAGCAAAGAUCAGAGAGGUGAUCGACGAAGGGACCAGAGAGAGGCUCAUAUUUGAGAUCAAAAAGAAGACCAGGAACAUAGAAGAUAUCUGCAUCUCCUGUGGAAGCCUCAACGUCUCUCUGGAGCAUCCUCUCUUCGUAGGAGCAAUGUGCCAGGGCUGCAAGAACUCGUUCCUGGAGUGUGCCUACCAGUACGACGACGACGGCUACCAGUCCUACUGCACCAUCUGCUGUGGAGGCAGGGAAGUGCUCAUGUGUGGCAACAACAACUGCUGUAGGUGUUUCUGUGUGGAGUGCGUGGAUCUGUUGGUAGGAGCCGGCUCGGCGGCGGCGGCCAUCAAAGAAGACCCCUGGAACUGCUACAUGUGCGGCCCCCGGAACACCUACGGGUUGCUGCGACGGCGGGACGACUGGCCCUGCAGACUACAGCACUUCUUCGCCAACAACCACGAACAGGAAUUCGAGCCAGCCAAGUUGUAUCCUCCAGUCGCAGCAGAGAAGAGGAAACCAAUCAGAGUUCUCUCCCUGUUUGACGGCAUUGCCACAGGUCUGUUGGUGCUGAAGGAUUUGGGCAUCCAGGUUGACAAAUACGUGGCAUCAGAGGUGUGUGAGGACUCCAUCACUGUCGGCAUGGUUCGACACCACGGCCGCAUCAUGUACGUGGGCGACGUACGCAACGUAACACACAAACAUAUCGAAGAGUGGGGACCAUUUGAUCUGGUGAUAGGAGGAAGCCCCUGCAACGACCUCUCCAUAGUCAACCCUGCAAGAAAAGGCCUUUACGAGGGAACCGGCCGGUUGUUUUUCGAGUUUUACCGUCUGCUGCACGAGGCUCGACCUAAGCCGGGCGACGAGCGGCCGUUCUUCUGGCUGUUUGAGAACGUGGUCGCUAUGGGAGUUAGUGACAAACGGGACAUCUCCCGCUUUUUAGAGUGUAACCCAGUGAUGAUCGAUGCCAAGGAGGUCUCUGCUGCCCACCGCGCUCGCUAUUUCUGGGGCAACCUGCCAGGCAUGUCCAGACCUCUGAGUCCCAUGACGAACGACAAGCUGGACCUACAGGAGUGCCUCGAGCACGGACGCACAGCCAAGUUUGAGAAGUUGCGUACGAUAACGACACGCUCCAACUCUGUGAAGCAGGGGAAAGACGAGCAUUUCCCCGUCUUCAUGGACAACAAGGAGGACAUCCUCUGGUGUACCGAGAUGGAAAGGGUGUUUGGCUUCCCCGUCCACUACACCGACGUGUCCAACAUGAGUCGUCUGGCCAGGCAAAGGCUGCUGGGACGUUCCUGGAGCGUCCCCGUCAUCAGGCACCUCUUCGCCCCGCUGAAGGAGUACUUCGCCUGCAACUAGUCACACACACCACCAACUCUCUCUCUCUGUCACACACACACACACACACACACACAUACUGUACACGCAUAAACAGAACAUGAUGACAGACACACACAGAUAACUACACACAGUACACAGCUAGUACAUGAAGGUUGGAUGACACAGAUGACCGGACAACACACGCACACACAUACACACACACUGUAAAGGACUGCUUCCCCAGAUCCCAUGUAGACCACUGGCUGAACUUAGUCCCCUGGUGCUACCGUGCUGAUUACACACACACACACACACACACACACACACACAUACACAGUGGUGAAGGGUCUCUGUACUGUAUUUGUUCACACACAACUUCCUGUCCGACCUUGAAACUGGUGUCUUCUGGCUUUACUGUGUCAUAGCAGCUGGAGUUCAAAUCCUCCAGGGGGCGCAACACUGACAAAGAAGCUCCAACUUUCUGUUUUUAAGAGCUCUCUGAAUACAUCAACACACCAAUGAAUCCCUCUGAACCGUAACACUUAACUGUAUUCAUACGUAGGGACAGUGCCGCUGGUGUAUUACAGUGCAAUGAACACACACACACACACACACACACGCACACACACACCCCAGUUAAUGCUCGUGGUGCUGGUCAGUCAGUGACAGAGUCCAAAUGGUGCCACUUUAAUACACUUUUAAAGUUUUUGGUGCUCUUGGAGACUGAACGGUCUCUGGUUGUUUCAGUCGCUACAGGUUUGCAUCUCUAAUCGAGUUCAAACAAAUGCUUAGGAGCAGGUGGAGGCAACGCCAGGCAACACAGGUGAAUUUAGUGAGGGUGUGCAAAGAGGGCGUCCGAAAGAAAAAAAAGGCACCUGCGUUCAGAUAGAAUCACGUGAAGCCUUUUUUAACACAACUACAACUGAAUCAGACUGUAAAAGCUGCUCUGGAGGUACAAAUCAUUUUAGCAGUUGAGUUAAACCUCAGUGGGCCGAGCCAAAAGCACGUUUUUUGUGAGGGAGGGGCAAAGUAACACCCAAAAAGGUCCUCAUCUUACACUGAGGCAGACCAUUUUUGGCUGAAAUGAUGUCAGUGAUGCCCCGUAAUAUGAAAUACUGAAAUAAAAGAGUGACUUUUUGGAGAUGCCACAGAAGUCUGGGCUUAUUUUUUUCCUUGGUUCAUGUUUGUUACCCUGCCUCUGCUUAGUGCCUGUUGUUUAUGGAGUCUCCAUUAGCUUCCAAUAAUAGCAUUGCUAGUCUUUGGGCUCUUAAAUACUCAGACAUAUAUGCAUGGGACAAAAUCACACAUUGGCACAAGAGGAAUAUGAAUAUAUAUAUAUAUUCAUCAUAAUGGAAAAACCUUGCAAGUGUCAACUUCAGGGUUUGGAGCGCCCUCUAGUGGGCAAACCGGGAGAAAGAGCGUGCACAACAAGGACACACACUCAUGUUGAGGUAAAACAAUCCUUUGUGUUCCACAGAGUUAGUGUUAGUAGUCACUGGAUAAGAAAAAUUGAAUAGAGAGAAGAGAGAAUAAAGUCAGCUUUAUACUCAGUACCUAGUCAUCCUCAGACCGUUCUCACAUAUAUGAAAAAUAUAGAAUAUUGCUGCAUGGCUCUUAGUUGUCAGGACCUACAUCCACUAUUAGGUUUCCGUACAACAAGCACUUAAACACAUAUGCUGUUUUUAUUAUUUCUUGGUGGUUUUUGCAGUAUUUUAGGCAGUGAUUGUACAUCUAGGUUACGCUAAUGCUUUGGUGAAUAUGCUGUGAUAUACUGUACACUAGUAGCAUUUUAGGAAUUGGUUCAUUUCCUCAUGCUGAUAUGCAAUACCUCCUCAGUAACAUGCGUAAAAGUGCUCUUGUAGUGCAUUUAAUACUGUUAGGUGUUGCUUAAAUGACUGUGAUGUUGAUCUUAAUGGUGCAAAAUUGGAAUAGUACUGUCUGUCACUUUAAUACUUAUGUCACUUGCCUGAUAGAUAGAUGUCAUAAUACUGUACCAAACCUCAGUGAAAAAGGACACUAUUUAAGCCUGCAGUGGUCGUUAUGUCGAUGUACUUUCUGUUCAAAUAAUGCUUAAACAAAGUCCAGAAAAGCAGUUAUACUGUGAAAUGACGAUAUAAGGUAGUCUUUCUAUGUAGCUUGGUUAACUUUGGUGUGGCUCAGUUUGUUUUUACCCAUCAUGAGAGUGGCUUUCAUUAUGUGUGAUGCACUAUGCACAGUCUCUAUAGCUACCUGGGAAAGGCAGUCAGAGACCUGCCAAGAUCAUGAACGCCAGCCAACAUCAGUUUGUGGCCUAUUCGAAGGGAUUGGAGAUGACAGCUUCAUUUUCUAUAACCAAAUACAUGCCCUUUUAUUUUAUUGGUUUUGUUUUGAAAACAUCUUGAAUAUGUCCACCACCUUCCUGUCCCUCAAACACCACUGAAGUGCCCAUUUGCUCAUACCCAUGUCUGUAUUAUUUCCAACAAGCAGAGGGAUGAUGCUUGAGCUCCCAACAGGUUUUAAUUCAUCCAGUGAGAUUAUUUCUGCCUCCAGAGCAGCACUGCCUCUGACAAACAUUAAACUGAAACACCAAUGGACUUGCUAGGAGUUCAGUGUCUUGCUCACAGCAGCUUUUAAAGUCAAAGGAAGUCAGUGGGGGAUUAAACCUGAAAUGUUUCAGUUACAAUUCAGCUUCUCUGGUGUCUCUGUCUCAAUGUUGCCAUUUUUCAUCUGGAGGAAAAGUGAAGUAGUCACAAUCCACCAGCCCUCGCCGUUACGCUCCUACUUUGCUUCAUAGGGAUCCAAAAUGUCCUCCAGUUAUCACAGCGACAUCCACUGAAACCAGAUGCAGACCUUUAAUCUAGACACUAUGCUGGUUUUCUACUUCCUACAACUGAAACAGAUAGCCCUGUAUAAAUAAUAAAUACUUCUUAUAUCACACAGAUACAGUUGUACCACCUGUCGUAGGUGUGUCUUCUGCCUUUUACCCAGUGCAUGCUGGGAUCAACUCAGCCGCUCUGUGACCUUGAAUGGGAAUAAGCAAGUGAACAAUGUGGCUUGUAAUCAAUUAGAUGUUCCCGAGACUCUAGGCAGUGUGUGUGUGUGUGCUGGUGUUUUUAUUUACACAGGGCUCUCGUUAGAGAAAACAUCUCGUUCAGUCUGGUGCUCUUGGUCCUCAGAUGACCAUCUUUUUCCAGGAAGCCUUCCGAUCCUCUGACCUUCCUCAGAUACCAGCUAACAACUGGACACAGUCUGUGCUGACACACACAAACACACACACAUAUAUAUACACACACACAUACACACAUGCACAAACAGCAACAAAAACCAACAAUAAACCAGCAGGUUUCAAAGUUUUUUCCAUCAUGUUUACUCUCUGUUUAUACAACCAACCUUCAGGUGCUUUUUAAACUAACUCUGCUCUUUUUUACAGUGCUCUUUGCAGGUUACACACACACACAAACACACACACACACACACACACUUGCUGGAAACACAGUGCAAAGGCUUCUCCAAACUCCUUUCUCUACAAAACACAUCAUAAAUCCACAUACAUGCAUACACACUGUGUUUUUGCCGGCCGCCUGUUGCCAUCAGGCUUUCCACGGCGCCUUCGGGUGUGACACCGUCACCCUGCGUCGCUUGGUGCUCCCAAACUCCCCCUCCCACCCCCGACCCCCAGGUGCUGCAUGUCAGUCAGUCAGUGUAAUCUCCGAUUCCAUGUUAGAUUAGGGAGUAAUGAUCAUAAUAAUAAUGGUAAUAAUAAUAAUUACAAUAAUAAUCUGUUAUUGUGUGUGUGUACUGUUCCAGGUUGGUGCUCAGUUCAGUUCAGUCUCAGCCUAGAGGGAGAGAGAGAGGCUAGAGAAAGCAUAUAUUACAGUUAGUAUAGUGACUUGUUCUAUUGUAUCCAAGGAUGCCAGAAGAAAUUGUUGAACCGAUGAGCUAAAAGGACACUCUCAAACAAGAGCGAGUUGAAAUAACACCAAACAUAGAGCUGCAAGAAAAAAAAGCCAGAAUUCAUGACCAAUAAUCAGGGAUCGCGUCAGGGCCUCAUGACCGCAAAAUCAUCAAUAAAACCAGAAAGAAGAAAGAAAAGGCGCCUGCCACACGAAAUUCACAUUUUCUGAUUUCUUGGGAAAUGUUGGGUAGUUUUAUUUAAGGCUGCAGGUAACGAUUAUUUUAAAAAUUUGGUUUAAAAAAAUGACAGGAAGUCGUGUCAGAUCCUUAUCACUUCCCUCAAGUUUCAGUUCAGUUUACUAUCACAGAAGACUCAUCCGGGUUGUUCAUCGACAUACACAACCUGUGACGAGGGCUUACAACCAGCUUCAUUUCAAAGACUCACAGGCAUGAAAAGCUGGAAACCGCUGGUUCAGAACGUGGGCAGAGUUUCAGCUCUUGUCGUCAGGCGGUGUUAUUUCAACGUCUACCUGUUUGAGAGAGCAGUCGGACAAAAGCGAGAGGGAUGGAGUUGAUAUUUUUAAGUGAUGGGUGACGCGGUGAUGAUGUUUCUGUUCGCCUGUCGACAGCUUUUAGGCUGAGUGACGCGUUGUUUUCAACACUGAUACACUUAUUAACACAUACACCCAAAACAAUGUUAUAAACACACAGAGCGAACGCCGCUCAGACGCAGAGAUACAUGCACAACACCUACAGAUACAAUGCUGUGGCGCAUUCAGACACUCAUCUCAUGGACUAAAUGAAAGAUGAGCUUUUAGGAAAAGGAGGAGGUGUUUCAAAAGGUGCUAAAAUUUUAUCUGAAAAUAAGAAAAAUAUAUUGUUAGGAAUAUAAAUCAAUUUGUCUUUACAAUGACUGUAUUUAAGUUUGUCGUAGUAAUGAAAAGGCACUAUUAUUAUUUUACUCUUGUAUGAAUAUGAACUAAUUAAAAAGGCAUUUUAACUUUGUACUUGAACAAUGUAAGAAAUGAAACGUGAAUAAAAAAAGACUGUUUCUUGUGA